AUGGAAAUUAUAGCAGGCAUGGCAGGUUAUAAUGAUCCUAGCAAAGUGGUGAAGGAAGUUCUAAGACAACUGCGUAUGACCAGUCAUUGUCGAAAGAAGGUUCAGUGCGCUGAGGUUGGUGGUGGACAAAAACGUCGAAUAAGUGCAGGUGUGGCAAUAUUGAUCAACGCAGAACUUAUUGUACUUGAUGAACCCACAGCCGGUAUCGAUCCAAAGGUCUGA
Cooperia oncophora is the source of this 222-nucleotide messenger RNA. The record is from the annotation of a GenBank genome assembly. Lineage: Eukaryota; Metazoa; Nematoda; Chromadorea; Rhabditida; Trichostrongylidae.